CAGCACGCGCGCAUCGUGCAGACCGGAAGGCAGGGCCACGCGCACGGAAUAUCAGCGCCGUGUAAAUGAGUGAUUGUUGCUGUUUUCCGGAAAGGAGCCGUAGGCUCGUGUUAUUCACGGCGUGUGUAAUCAUAUUCGAUCGCAUCCCUUUGCUGGCCAUCAGAGCGAUGUUUUAACGCUUCACUGGCCAGCAGUCGUGCCUCCUCGGAAGAUGUCGUCUGGGUUUCAUCCUGCAUUGUGUGAACGGAGCGGAUUUCAGCUCAGACUGUAUUUAAACCUGCAGCUCUGCCUGUGAAGCUUUGUUUUCCUGGUUUGGGUGUCACGGUGCCGCCUGCACUAAUGGAGAGUCCGCGGCCACAGGUGGUGAUGGACAGGAGUGCACUAGCGAGGCAGGUGGAGAGUGUGGAGAGAAGCAUCAUAUUCCUGCGGCAGGAGCAGCUGACACUGCUACACGGCUUACACCUGGAGAUCCUGUCCCUGCAGAAACGCUGCACAGAACUGACCCAUGAGCUGAAUUUAAAGCCUCCUGGCAAAAGUCAAGCAGAAGUACAUGAGGAAGAAGAGCUGUUAGAGGCGCGCUGUCAGGCUGUGGAGAGCAGACUACAGGAGCAGCAGCACUCUCAGGAAGAACUACGUGAGGAGCUGAGCCACAAGGGGGUGCUGGUGGGAGCUCUGAGGGCAAGCCUGAAGGAGAAAGAGCGCCGCUUCCUGGAGGAGCUCAAGCAGCGCAGCCACAGGAGCACUGCGCUGAACACCGAGCUACAGAAGCAGACCAAGACUGCCGCCUACCUGUCGUUCCAACUGCACGCUGCCAGGCAAAAGCUGCAGCAGCAGCAGCAUCGCAGGAGACAGGAAGUGGUCGGGACAGAGAAUCCGUCCUCCCUCAGCCUGUCUCAGCAUGAUAACUUCACUGCACCUACAGUCAAACCGAAAAGGCGCAGCGGCGUCAGGGCAUGCUCACACCUCCGAGCUGAGCGGGCCAGAGAGUGCGUUCCUCGCGAGAGGGUGAUGGGUCCCGAGGAGCCCACGGCCAUGCCCGACCCUGCACUCUUCCUCCACCCACGCAGACCGGUAGCGGCUCGACCAUUUCAGCAUCGCACACAAACGCUGCAAGGGGCAGUGGGUGGAGAGGAGCCAGAUGAAACAGAUCAAGGAGACUCAGCCAGCAGGCUGGUUGCCACGGUCCCUGUAAAAACAGUCGCUACUGCUGAGAGCAAAGCAAAGUGACAGUGCUGUCCUGCAAAAAUGGCCUGCUUCUUUCAAUGCUGUUUACCUCUUAUUGACUGCAUUGGCACCGGUGGACAUGUUUUUUCUAUAUUUGCUUUAUAAUUUGAUUUUUUUCUUAGCCCUUAAUUUAAAAAAAAGACAGUAAAGGCCAGCGAACUGGCCGCUGUGCACAGUGCCGCUGUGUGGUUUUGCCUUGCGUUAGGAAGGACAGCCAUAGGGCAGCUCAUAGUUGUCCACGUGGUGCGACACUUGUGUGUCUUGGCUAUUUGUUACUAACGUGUCCCUGCUCUUGAGUGCAGCGGUCUGACAGGUUUUGUUGUAUGGAGGCAAGUUUUGUUGCGAAACAGUAUGAUCUUGGUAAUUCUACAUCAUAUUUCCACACUUUUCCAAACAGGUGCACUGCAGUGAGUGCACAUUUUGAAAACGCCUGCUUUUUCAUUAUCAUAAUUUGGUCGUUCAGUAAUAAAAAGAGCCAGCUGUUUUAUCAGUACAGCUGUGUAUAAUAGUAGAGGGUCUGUUUGCUGUAGAUCAAGGCUCAGGGGUUACUUAGCGUAGAGAGUUUGAGAGUCUGUGUGUUUGUAGGUAGUAUGAGCUUUAGGAGAAUCAUGAAAGGAAUCACAUUUUAGUUGUGUUAGGAAUAAAAACCCUGACAUUAACUCUACUGGUUUUAGAAUGUUUCACAUUUGGUCGCAGGUGGUCCCUGAUUGAUGACUUGGCAGUUUUGUGCAUCCAUUAGUUACCCCUUUUCCACCAAAUCGGUUCCAGGGCUGGUGCUGGUUCACAACUCGUUCAACUUGCGAGCCAGCUGAGAACCAGUUUGCUUUUCCAUAGCUCAGGGUGCUAAGGGAAGCCAUGUCAUUACGUCGCUGUAUACGUCAGUUACGUCGUUGUAUACGUCAGUUACGUCGCUACGUUUGCAUAAACCUUGGCGCGAAUAUCAAAGCAAAAACAACAUGGAAGAAGCAACAACAACAAUAAUAAUAAUGGAUGACUUUGCAUUUGUACAGCUGCUGCUUCUCGUUGCUUAAAAAUGGCGAUCUUUCGCGGUCUUGUUAUUGUUGUUGGUCUUAACAACUCCGCCCCAACCCCCCCCCUGACAUAAGCGGUUUUUUCCUCUGGCCCAGCAGAGAGUUGGUUCUAGCCUGGAACCGGUUUUUCUGGCCCCAGAGCCAGUUCUUUGUCAGUGGAAACAGAAAACCCAGUUCCAAACUAAGCACUGGCCCUGAACCAGCCCUGGAACUGCUUUGGUGGAAAAGGGGCAACUGACAACCUCAGACCAACCUUAAAUGACCCAUAAACAAACCAUUCCCAGACCAAACUUUUUUUUUUUGGAGUUAGUUAAUUUAUGUAUUGUAAAACAAAACAAAAAAAACCCCAAGAGGUCCUGGUGUGCUUCACAUUUUGCAUUAUGGUUUAGAACCUAAAGGCUUGCCAUACAUAUACUAGUGCAUCUCAAACAAUUAGAACAUUGUGAAAAAGUUUAAUAUUUUUCAUCAGCUAUUUAAGAAAUUGAAAAUUUCACAUAUUCUAAAUGCAUUACACGUAACCUAAAAUGUUUCAAGCAUUUUUCUAUUUUAAUUUUGAUAAUUAUGGCCUACAGCGUAAAAAACAAAACAAAAUCUCAAAAUACGAGAAUAUUUCAUUUAGAGUUUGAGUAAAACAGUAUAAAUACCAUGUAUCUCUCUGUCUAAUUCAGUACACAACCACAAUCAUGGGGAAGACUGCUGACUUGUUGGUUGUCCAGAAGACGAUCAUUGACAUCCUCCACAAGGAGGGUAAGCCACAAAAGGUCAUUGCUGAAAAGGCUGGCUGGAAAAGGUGCACAAGCAACAGGGAUGACAGCAGCCUUAAGAAAAUUGUCAAGAAAAGUCAAUUCAAGAACUUGGGAGAGCUUCACAAGGAGUGGAUUGAGGCUGGUGUUGGUGCAUCAAGAGCCACCACGCACAGAUGUCUUCAAGAAAGGGGCUACAACUGUCUCAUUCCUAAUAUCAAGCCACUUCUGAACCACAGACAUCAUCAGAAGCAUCUUACCUGGGCUAAGGAGAGAAAGAACUGGACUGUUGCUCAGUGGUCCAAAGUCCUCUUUUCAGAUGAAAGUAAAUUUUGCAUUUCAUCUGGAAAUCAAGGUCCUGGAAGAAGAGUGGAGAGGCACAGAAUCCAUGGUGUUUGAAGUCCAGUGUGAAGUUUCCGCAGUCUGUGAUGAUUUGGGGUGUCAUGUCAUCUGCUGGUGUUGAUCCACUGUGUUUCAUCAAGUCCAAAGUCAACGCAGCCACCAAUCAGGAGAUUUUAGAGCAUUUCAUGCUUCCAUCUGUUGACAAACUUUAUGGAGAUGCUGAUUUCCUUUUCCAGCGGGACUUGGCACCUCUACUACCAAAUGGUUUGCUGGCCAUGAUAUUACUGUGCUCGAUUUGCCAGUCAACUCACCUGACCUGAACCCCAGAGAGAAUCUAUGGGGUAUUGCCAAGGGGCGCAUGAGAAACACCCGACCCAAAAAUACAGAAAAGCUGAAGGUCGCUAUCAAAGCAACCUGGGUUUCAGUAACACCUCAGCAGUGCCACAGGCUGAUCGCCUCCAUACUACGCCACAUUGAUGCAGUAAUUCGUGGUAAAGGAGCCCCAACCAAGUAUUGAGUGUAUAAAUGAACAUACUUUUCAGAAGUUGGACAUUUCUGUAUUGUAAAUCCUUUUUUGAUUGAUCUUAGGAAAUAUUCUAAUAAUUUGAGAUAAGCCUCGGUCACAACCGGACGUGCGAUUUAUUUAUUUUUUGGCCGUGCAAUUUUUGGCAUUUCCCAAAUCACUGCGUUUUUUUUUUUUUUGUUUGUUUUUUUUUGUUCGUGGAGAACGUAGUUGUGGUGACCAUGAAGGAGUAAGAUCACUGCGCACCCAACGUACAACCCGGAAGUCGAACGUGCGUACCAUGCACGAAAUCUGAGCCUGCUCGGACGUACGGCUGUCGCUUCAUUUGUACAGCCAACGCACCUUCAAACGUGCACUAAUCGUACUGACCGUGCGUUCCAUGCAGGCUUCAUAUGAAGGUUGAAAGAACUGCGCACGAUCUGUACGUUGUGCGUACCAACGGCGUUCGUUUGUCGCACUGCGGCGAUUGGAGAGGGUUAUAUAUAUUUCAGCAUACUUUGGUUUCUCACUGUGAAAAUGGCAAUCCCUCCGCAAAGACUUCGUCUCAAACUCCUGGCCUGCUGGCCACUGUCGUGGUCUUCAUCCUCCUCCUCACUGCUCCUUGUCCUCUCUCUCUCCUCCCUCUCUGCCGCCGUCUCUCUCUCCUCCCUCUCUGCCGCCGUCUGUCUCUCCUCCCUCUCUGCCGCCAUCUCUCUCUCCUCCGUCUCCGACACCUUUUCUAUCCUCCUCUUCCCUUUUGCCUUCGGCAUAUUGAAUUGAAGCGAUGAAAUGAAAUUAAAUGAAAUUGGGUUUUCUCUCAAUCAAAGCCUACGUGUACAAAUGGCCGUAGGCACCCCUGCAGCUUUAUCUACCCGAGUUUUCGUGCGAUUGAUGCCCUCUCGCCGUACGGCCAAUGCACAGCUGACUUACUUGACACGCUAGUCUGGUUAACACCAGACCAUAUCACAAGUGAAAUAUGGUCUGGAAUCCGCCUAUUGAAUUUCUCGUAGGGGAGGUGUGGUUUACGAUUGUCAACGGUCGUUUAUUGGACGUUGCGAAUGUCUAUCAUUUGGCGUAUACGUAGCCCAUGGCCAAUCAUGGCAGUUGUACCUGGUGACGUAGUUAGAGCGACGAAGAAGAGAAGGAAAGAGAAGGAGAAGGCAAAACAAAAAUAGGAAAACAAUGGCACCGAACGAUUACUGCCGUUUGUGCAAGACAAAGCUUGAUCGAAAGUUUGGUUCGUAUCGCUCGCCGCCAUGUUAAAUGUGAUCCGUAAACAGUCCCAAAUAAACUACAAGCUUCCGUUUGUCAAGUAGUACGCGUCACCGUCUUUCCACCCCUCCCCACUCUCUGAUUGGCUCCCUAACUCAGGCGAGCCUUUAGACCAUAGUUUCCAUGCUGUCUUUUCAGAUCGGAACGAUUGUGCAAAGCAGCAUGGGAUUUCCCAGGCUAUUGACACGCAUGGAUGACAUACAAAAUAUCUGAACGUGCGUUGGCCGCACUAAUUAUGUAUGUGGGGCGCAUGACACACAUACGGAGUCCGCAAGUGCGACGUACAAAAAAAAUUGACAUUUUGCCCAAACCUGACACCAGUAAAUCGUACGAAAGACGCACGUCGGCUGUACGGAAGACACACGAGGCCGUAAGUUUGUCUUGCAACCUGAAAAAAACAUAAGCGCCCGUAGAGUUUGUUUGACAUGACAAAGAACCUCUACGGCCAGUCUACGGCUCAAAAAUCAGCACGUCACACGCGCGCCCUCCGUGCGUUUCUUUGCGUUUUUUUGCACGUAGACCGGCCGUAGGAGCACGUACGGCCGGUUGUGACCGAGGCAAUACUGGAUUUCCGAUUUUCAUGAGCUAUAAACCAUAAUCAUCAGAAUUAAAACAAAAAAGGCUUGAAAUAUUUCACUUUACAUGUAAUUAAUAUGGAAUAUAUGAAAGUUUACCUUUUUGAAUAAAAUUAUGGAAAAAAAAUCUAACUUUUUCAUGAUGUUCUAAUUGUUUGAGAUGCACUAGUAUGUACAGAUGGGUGACAAAUUAAAGGAAAAACCAACAGCAGGUGUCUUUUUUAUGUUUUGGGCCACCAUCAGAAAGAACAGCUUCAGUGAGCCUUAUCAUAGAUUCUGCACAGUCUCUGGAACUGUCCUGGCUGGAUGAACACCAUUGUUCCAAAAGAUAUUCACUCAGUUCGUGUUUUACUGAUGAUGGUGUUGGAGAGUACAGUCAAACAUGUUGAUCCAAAAUCCCCAGACCUCAACCUCUUGGGUUGAGAUCCGGUCACUGUAGAAUUUCAUCAUGCAGGAUUUGAAUUCUUUUCAUGCUCACCAAACCAUUCAGUGAGCCCUUGUGCCCUGUGAAUAGAGAAGGAGUCAUCCUGGAAGAUGAAGAUCUACUCUCGUCGGUAAAGGAAUGUUUCAUCGUCAGAUCACGGUGAUCAGUCAGAAUAACUUUGCAUUGAAUUUGAUUUGCACUGACUUCUGGCUAAGGGGAUAACUAAACCCAUACGUACAGUAUACCAGCAAAGUGAUGUCCACAGCAUAACAAAAACCACCAGUUUUUCCUUUAAUUUGUCACGUGUCUAAAUCUGCUUAAACAUACAGAUAAUACCCAAACUAGAAAACGACAAAAAUGUUUGCCAGUGGAUUGUGUGGUAUGAUGUAGACUAGAGACCGUACUGGUAGCACUGGUCAGUAUGUGGAAAGAGCAUGGACGCCCUCAACUCCCCAAAAAAUUAUAUAAAGUUAUAUAAGACAAAUAUUUGAGAAAGAAAUAAAAAAGGUGUUGUGCUGCAGUAUCUAAUGCAAAUAAAUAAAAAAGUAUAAGUAUGCAUGAUAAAAUGAGAGCGAGCAGGGAGUUGAAAUCAGAGAUGUGUGUCCCUUUAACAGUGAAACUGACAAAAAUUUGUGUCAAGUGCCAAUCUGCAGUAGAUAGUGGUUUGAGAUUUACAUUAUUUAGUAGAUGCACUUAUGUAGAACGACAUACCCAGAGCAGCUAGGGGUUAGGUGUCUUGCACAAGGGCACUUCAGCCAUUUCUGUUGGUCCAGGGAAUUGAACCAGCAACCUUUUGGUCUCAAGGCUCCUUCUCUAACCGUUAGGCCAUGGUUUCCCCGAGAGCUUCCUAAUACUAAAACAAAUGGAAAGAGAAUAAAGUCUCUUUUAAAUUCCACUUACACUGUUAACACAAAAAGGAGCAAGAGUCAGUUGCAGCCUUCCAGGUUCACUUUUCACUGCUUAACAGGACUGAGUUUGAGUCGGUUUACGGUUAUUUAGCGCAAAAGUCUUUCAGCACAAGUUCUAAAGUCUCUUAGCACAACUCUAAGUUCUUUAGCACAAGAUCCAAGAACGCUUCAUCUUUAUUAUGAAUACUUACUGAUCAUGUUUAAAGAUGUUUGAUGGAUCUUUUUAAAUGAAAGUUGCCGAGAUUCCGAUCGAAAACGAGCAAUUGUAUUUCCCCACUCCGCCAUCUUGAAACCGCCAUGUUUGAUGUAGCCCGUACGUUAGUCACCAAUCCUCCCUCCAAAUUAUUUAACCUAGCACGUACCCUGACACAGUACACCAUGACAGCCAACUUCCAGGUUUGUUUUGUCUUUAUUAAAGUACUAAGCUUAAAUUGUAUCAUAUUUAUUAUUUACAGUUUUCUAAUUUGAUAAAGAAUGGGCGGCACGGUGGUGUAGUGGUUAGCGCUGUCGCCUCACAGCAAGAAGGUCCGGGUUCGAGCCCCGUGGCCGGCGAGGGCCUUUCUGUGCGAAGUUUGCAUGUUCUCCCCGUGUCCGCGUGGGUUUCCUCCGGGUGCUCCGGUUUCCCCCACAGUCCAAAGACAUGCAGGUUAGGUUAA
This is a messenger RNA of Neoarius graeffei (lesser salmon catfish), 7677 nucleotides long. It is a transcript of the gene ccdc92ba, whose product is annotated as coiled-coil domain containing 92Ba. The coding region runs from base 340 to 1227 and encodes 295 amino acids. The transcript is spliced from 4 exons. NCBI's taxonomy places the organism in Eukaryota, Metazoa, Chordata, Actinopteri, Siluriformes, Ariidae. The record is from RefSeq and is a predicted model, not a curated record.